This is a messenger RNA of Oppiella nova, 1924 nucleotides long. The record is from the annotation of a GenBank genome assembly. NCBI's taxonomy places the organism in Eukaryota, Metazoa, Arthropoda, Arachnida, Sarcoptiformes, Oppiidae.
CAAGUAACUGUUUAACUGAUUAUUUAUUUAUAAUUAAUUAUAAAAAUUACUAAAUCUAUGUGACGCAAUAUAAUGGCUCCGCCAUUGGGUUCGUGUAAACGGCGACAGCAUAUCAGCGCCGAUAGCACCCAAUCAGUCGCUAAUAUAUCUCAACACUCGAAGAAAUUUGCAUCAAAUAUGGAAAGUGCGGAAAAUAAUGAGAAUAAUACCGACAAUAAUGAGAACUCGAAACCCAUUAAACAGACCCUUUUCGACGAGACAAAGAUCACUGUAUAUGAAGUGAAACGCCAUCACCGGACCCGUGGCCGCACCCGCGGUCACCACCACAAGUCACACCACCAUCGAGUGCAUCCGCGGCGGUCGCUAUCCCAGGGCGCGACCCCCAGAAGCAAGAACCCGCACCCACUGCUCAUCCGACAGCCACUGGCCCCUCAGCGACGGCUAUCCGUCUCUAAACUCAAAUUGAAUGCCAAUUACAGCGGAUACCAGAAGUCGACGCUAUUUUGUCUGUCAAUUGUGUCGUUCACAUCAAUGCUGUCGAUGUCAUUGAUUGCGCCCUUCUUUCCUCUGGAGGCGUCCAACAAAGGGAUGCGGGAAACCAUCUAUGGCUUCGUGUUCAGUGUCUACGCCCUGGUUAUCAUGAUAUUCAGUCCCAUAGCGGGUAAACUCAUCCCAAUCAUUGGCCCCAACUUUAUGCUCAUCUCCGGUGUGUUUGUGGCCGGAGUGGCGAACGUGUUGUUCGGGGUUUUGGACAAAAUCGACGAUUUGCCCACUUUUACGGCCUAUUGUUUUAUUGUCAGAAUAUUUGAGGCCUUGGGCGCCGCCUCCUUCUCCACCGCCUCCUAUACUAUCAUUAUGCAGGUCUUCCCCGACAACAUCGGCACCGCAUUUGGUUUCAUAGAAACGUGUGUCGGUUUGGGUAUGAGCUUAGGUCCGGCCAUUGGCGGUGGUCUGUACGGUCUCGGCGGCUAUAGUCUCCCAUUCUUCGUAUUGGGAGGUCUCAUGAUAGCCACUAUACCUCUCUGUCUAUAUGUCAUAAAACCCAUUGAAUUCGUAACUCCGAUAAAAACAGACUCAUCAGCGUCAUAUUUAAAGCUCAUAUCAAUACCACAAGUACUAGUCGUGGGUAUAGUCGUAGUGCUAGUCUCGCAAACCAUCAGUUUCCUCGACCCGACAGUUGAGCCCCACUUCCGGGACCUAAACAUAAGCCCGGAAUACGUGUCGAUUGUAUUCCUACUGCUGUCGGCCGCGUAUACCGUAUUCUCGCCGAUCGUGGGCUGGUUUUCGGGAUAUUUCGACAUCAGACAAACUGACUUACAAACGUGUGUCGGUUUGGGUAUGAGUUUAGGUCCGGCCAUUGGCGGUGGUCUGUACGGUCUCGGCGGCUAUAGUCUACCAUUCUUCGUAUUGGGAGGUCUCAUGAUAGCCACUAUACCUCUCUGUCUAUAUGUCAUAAAACCCAUUGAAUUCGUAAUUCCGAUACAAAAAGACUCAUCAGCGUCAUAUUUAAAGCUUAUAUCAAUACCACAAGUACUAGUCGUGGGUAUAGUCGUAGUGCUAGUCUCGCAAACCAUCAGUUUCCUCGACCCCACAGUUGAGCCCCACUUCCGGGACCUAAACAUAAGCCCGGAAUACGUGUCGAUUGUAUUCCUACUGCUGUCGGCCGCGUAUACCGUAUUCUCGCCGAUCGUGGGCUGGUUUUCGGGAUAUUUCGACAAUAAGUUCCCGAUUAUGGCUUUGGGAAUGUUUCUGACCAGCGUUGGGCUUCUACUUAUGGGCCCCUCCUUUCUCAUACCCCUCGAGCCCUCACUCUUGAUCAGUGUGGGCGCGAUGGGGCUCAUAGGUGUGGCCUAUGCCAUCGCAUUUAUACCCACAUUUGAAUCUAUAUUAGACAUCGCAUUGUAUGACACUUUGUAAUAAAUUA